AUUUUUCUUCCAGGCUUCCGUAGAAGACCCACGAUUAGCUUUUGGCGCUCGACCUGCAGUGUUGCAGACAAGAGAUAAAGGAAAGGGUGACCGCGUGGUAAGAAGGCAUCAUCGAAGCUAUUUCGGUUGCUUUUAGGCAGGCAACGCAGUGUGCACAGAAAGAUGCACAACAUGGGCAAGAAGCAGAAUACCAAGGGUAAGAAGGAUUCACAGGAGACACAGGAGGAACCUGAGGAAUUUGUUGUGGAAAAAGUACUCGACCAACGUAUUGUCAAUGGGAAAGUAGAGUUCUUCCUGAAGUGGAAAGGAUUUACAGAUGCGGACAAUACCUGGGAGCCGGAAGAGAACCUGGAUUGCCCAGAGCUGAUUUCAGGGUUUUUGGAAGCCCAGAAAAACGUUAAGGAGAAGCCUGCUCCCGUUAAGAGGAAGGCAUCAACAGAUGAGCCAGAGACAGAAGCCAAGAAGAAAGAUGUGGCGGAGAAACCACGUGGCUUUGCAAGGAACCUCGACCCAGAACGGAUCAUUGGCGCAACAGACAGUAGCGGGGAGUUGAUGUUCUUGAUGAAAUGGAAAGACUCAGAUGAAGCAGAUUUGGUCCCAGCCCGUGAGGCCAACACUCGCUGCCCUCAGGUGGUCAUCUCCUUCUAUGAGGAGAGACUGACAUGGCAUUCCUGUCCAGAGGAUGAAACUCAGUAGUACUUCCCUCUGGUCCCUGCAGUCCCUUGCACCACCUAUGCCCUUUUCCUCAGGACUGAAUUUUUCUCCUCUGGCUUGCCUUCUAAUUUUAGCUAUCGUAGUUAUUUUUGAAGAUGUUUCAGCCCUAACAUUGUGUGGCAGUCAAGGAGAGCUAUGUUGUUGUACAUAUUAGCUGAAAUGAUAAGCGAGUAGGUGAUGGUGUUGUGAUGUAUACUGAAGUCUUCCAGUAUCAUUAUGAUUUAUGUGAUGGCAGUUUGGAAACCACACUCUUUCAUAGAACUACCAUGUUCAUACCUGGUCAGAUUUACUAAAUUCUAAAUGGUUACUUUGGUCUGUUAAAGCUGUCAACCACCUCCUUUUUAUCACCAUCUCAAUCUCCAUGUAAGAUGCUGAUUUUUGUUUCCACACUAGUGUUAAUGUUUUGUUCUGAAAGUGCAUUUUGUAUACUCUGCCUGUAAAUAUUAUUUGAAGUUCUAAUAAAGGUUUUAUGUGACCAAA
Messenger RNA from Siniperca chuatsi (mandarin fish), 1194 nucleotides. RefSeq names its product chromobox homolog 3a (HP1 gamma homolog, Drosophila) (gene cbx3a). The transcript has 6 exons. Lineage: Eukaryota; Metazoa; Chordata; Actinopteri; Centrarchiformes; Sinipercidae. Gene Ontology annotation, biological process: negative regulation of transcription by RNA polymerase II; chromatin organization. Gene Ontology annotation, molecular function: chromatin binding. The coding region runs from base 163 to 696 and encodes 177 amino acids. The record is from RefSeq and is a predicted model, not a curated record. Gene Ontology annotation, cellular component: pericentric heterochromatin; nucleus.